Sapajus apella (tufted capuchin) is the source of this 1174-nucleotide messenger RNA. Its product is annotated as cytochrome P450 1A2-like. Lineage: Eukaryota; Metazoa; Chordata; Mammalia; Primates; Cebidae. Gene Ontology annotation, molecular function: heme binding; oxidoreductase activity, acting on paired donors, with incorporation or reduction of molecular oxygen, reduced flavin or flavoprotein as one donor, and incorporation of one atom of oxygen; steroid 17-alpha-monooxygenase activity. Bases 1 to 1173 code for a protein of 390 amino acids. Gene Ontology annotation, biological process: progesterone metabolic process; hormone biosynthetic process. The record is from RefSeq and is a predicted model, not a curated record. The transcript is spliced from 3 exons.
AUGGCAUUGUCCCAGUUUGUUCCCCUCUCGGCCACAGAGCUUCUCCUGGCCUCUACCGUCUUCUGCCUGGUAUUCUGGGUGCUCAAGGGUUUGAGGUCUCGGGUCCCCAAAGGCCUGAAAAGUCCACCAGAGCCAUGGGGCCGGCCCCUGCUCGGGCACGUGCUGACCCUGGGGAAGAGCCCGCAACUGGCGCUGACGAGGAUGAGCCAGCGGUUUGGGGACGUGCUGCAGAUUCGCAUUGGCUCCAGGCCCGUGGUGGUGCUGAGUGGUCUGGACACCAUCCGGCAGGCCCUGGUGCGGCAGGGCGACGAUUUCAAGUGCGGGCCCGACCUCUACAGCUUCACCCUCAUCGCUGAUGGCCAGAGCAUGUCCUUCAGCCCAGACUCUGGACUGGUGUGGGCUGCCCACCGGCGCCUGGCCCAGAACGCCCUCAACACCUUCUCCAUCGCCUCUGACCCGGCCUCCUCAUCCUCCUCCUACCUGGAGGAGCAUGUGAGCCAGGAGGCUGAGGCCCUGAUCAGCAGGUUGCAGGAGCUGAUGGCAGGGCCUGGGCGCUUCGAGCCUUACAAUGAGAUAGUGGUGUCUGUAGUCAAAGCCAUCGGUGCCAUGUGCUUCGGGCAGCACUUCCCCGAGAGCAGCGAUGAGAUACUCAGCCUCGUGAAGAACAGUCAUGUGUUCGCGGAGAAUGCCACCUCUGAGAACCCUGUGGACUUCUUCCCCAUCCUUCACUACCUGCCCAACCCUGCCCUGCAGAGGUUCAAGGCCUUCAACCAGAGGUUCCUUUGGUUCCUGCAGAAAACAGUCCAGGAACACUAUCAGCACUUUGACAAGAACAGUGUCCAGGACAUCACGGGUGCCCUGUUCAAGCACAGAGAGAAGAGGUCUGGAGCCAGCGGCAACCUCAUCCCCCAGGAGAAGAUUGUCAACCUUGUCCAUGACAUCUUUGGAGCAGGGUUUGAUACAAUCACAACAGCCAUCUCCUGGAGCCUCAUGAACCUUGUGGCCAAGCCUGAAAUACAGAGGAAGAUCCAGAAGGAACUGGGUACGUGGGGGCCCCCAACCCUGUGGCCAGCACAAGCCUGGAGACCCAGGUUGCUUGUUCAGUCUACAAACACCUGUUAUUUGCCUGCUGUGUGCAGCCCUGGGCACACAGUAAUGCCUGCCCUUGCCUAGA